AUGCUGGCUCCUCCGGCUCCUCCGCUUCUGAGUUGUAUUUUGCGAAGCUCGAGCCAGCCAGCUCCGCAUUACAGUGUUGUUCAAGUGUGCUGCUCAGCAGGAGCUGGAGCCGGCGAGAGCGGGUGCCAAACAGCCUCGAAGUACUGGAGUACCUGCCACCUAUUUUCUUCUCUUUGGAGAUGGCAUGCUGCUAUUGUGGACACAGUAUACUUGCAAAUAUCUUGGGUAUGGUUUGUAAAAUACCUUGGAAAUGGUUUGGCCAACAUACAAACUGUCGGGAAAGAAAGGAAGCUCCUUGAUAACGCUGUUGACAGAACUAGUGUACAGUAUGAUAGCUGGAUGGAUGAAGAGACAUCGUUCUGGAUGGACUGGAAUCACAUGAAUAGCAAUUUGCAGUAUCGCUUGCUAAUGCAGGACCUUCAGGAAUUGGAGACGAGUUUGGCUGGUAACGACUUGAAGAUGCUGGAGAACGAUAUCUUUGUGCGCAUUGAGCAGCUUGGAGCUCUGAGAUCGUUUACUGCUUCUAUGACCAGGGUGUCGCUAAAAGUGAAUCCACCAAGACUCAGAAAAUCUCGGAAGGCGAGUAGUAGCCAGUUUAUAUCGGAGUGGAAAAGUCACCCAAGACGAAGAAGGAGCAUUGUGUGUGAGCAAUCAGCACUGUUAGAGACCAUCAAGGAACGUGCAAGCCUUGAGAAGAUGAGGGAGAAGAUGGUGAUGGAGGGGCAGGAGGUGAGCUACCACAGGUGGGCAGAGGGAGCUGGUGUGGACUGUGGACGAGGCAGAGCUGAUGAGCAGGCUGCAGGCAGGAUACUGCUGCCGAGAGAGGCUGGUGGUGACCACCGAGUGGCUCGUCAGACUGGGAAGAUGGGUGUGCUUGAUGGCGCCGGGAAGUUUGACAGCCGGAAGGGGUGCAGGUUCUACACGUACGUCAAGUACUGGAUUAGGAAAGGGAUGCUCGCUCUCCUGGCUGAAAACUCAGGAGUCACCCUGCUGCCUGAGGUGAUCCCAGACGAGGCGGCGUCUCCGGAGGCUCCGAACGAGGCCGCGCUGUUCCGGGGCCAGCUGAGGGAGAGACUGUUGCUGGUGCUGGGUAGGCUGCCCGGCGCGGGAAGGCCAAGUGCUGAGGCUGCGGCACAGGCUGGAGGACGGCCGGUGCAGGUCGCUGGAGGAGAUCGGCGGCAUCUACCGCGUCUCCAAGGAGUGGAUCAGGAAGAUCGAGAAGCCGGCCAUGGCAAUUGGCAAAGCUCAGGGAUGACGAGGACGUGUGUCGCAAUCUCCACGACUUCGUCUGCCACUUCUGAUUAA
Miscanthus lutarioriparius is the source of this 1305-nucleotide messenger RNA. Lineage: Eukaryota; Viridiplantae; Streptophyta; Magnoliopsida; Poales; Poaceae. The record is from the annotation of a GenBank genome assembly.